AUGGACAUCGCAAGCUCAACGGCCAUCAUUCCCGUGGCGCGAAUCAAUGAAACUCUUGUCACCGAGCCGGCUGGCGAUGAUGCUUCGAGAGUUACGCUGAAAUUGGCGCUCGUCAUCUCCUACUUGGUGCUAUUCAUUGUUGGAACCGUCGGAAAUGGCACCGUCAUCCUAAUGAUCAUCAAUGUGCUUUCAUCGAUGAGCAAAAACGCGUCAACCGGAAAGCGAAAAGUCAACUCAAACACAUCGCACGUGUUCAUCUACGUUCUAGGAUUAUCGAUAGUUGACCUUCUCGUCAUUCUGCACCUACCAUUUCUGGUAGCCGAUCUGCUGAAAGGCCAAUGGCUGUUCGGAAUGGCGAUGUGCAAGGUUUACUGGUUCGGCGAAAGUGUCAACAAGCUUCUCAGCUCAUUUCUGAUGACGGUGCUCAGCUGGGACAGAUAUAUGGCGGUGUGCAGCCCGGUGAAGUCGAUGAAAAUUCGGAGCAACGCGACCGCGAUGAAAGUGCUCAUCGCGUGCACAAGUCUCGCCACCAUUCUUCUACUACCGGUGCUCAUCGAGGCGAGAGUGUUCAAAAUCGACAAGCUUCUAAUGAUCCCAUUGGAGGACGGAAGCGUCGAAUUGGAGAAGUCCGAUCGCGCCGGCACCACAAUGCGCAAAUGCAUGUUCGACGCCGGCGCGACGUUCACCCUCUACACGUUCGUCAUCGGCUUCGCCCUUCCCGCCGUCCUAAUCAUCAUAUUUUAUGUGAAGGUGAUUUUCGCGCUUCAGAAGUCAUCGAGAAACGUUCGCGUCACUCGCGGGACCACAAUGAAGCCCGACGGCUCGUCGAGCCGCGUCAAAAAGGUGACGAAACGCAUCGUCGCCGUCAUCCUAUUCUAUUUCCUCUGCUGGACACCGCAAUGGACGUUGAAUAUCAUGACGCAAUUCAAUCUGAUUCGCGUCUCAUGGAUGACGCCAGCACUCUCGGCGAUGUUCUUCGUCGCUCAUUUAUUGGUGUGCUUCAAUUCGGCGGCAAAUCCAAUUUUAUACGCCUACAUUAAUCGCGAGCUUCGCAAUCAGCACGUCAUGGCGAUGCAUCGAAAGCGGCAUUCGGUGAUUCAAGAUCAGACGAAAAUCGCGCAAAAAAUCUCUCGCCAAUCGCGUCAUUCCGAUGUGUCGGCGACAAUUCUCGGCAAAUUCAACGAGCAACAUUCGAAUGAUCGCAAGCUGAUUCACCGAAUCGGCGACAUUCUCGCCUCAAUAUUGCGCCUCAAAAAAUCCGAUCAAACGCGUCUCGCCUCAAUCAACAUCGACGUCCCCUCAUCAGUGUCCGACGAAUCUCGCGAGAACGAAGACGAUUAUCUCUAA
Caenorhabditis bovis is the source of this 1347-nucleotide messenger RNA. Lineage: Eukaryota; Metazoa; Nematoda; Chromadorea; Rhabditida; Rhabditidae. The record is from the annotation of a GenBank genome assembly.